Molecule: messenger RNA, 3803 nt
Organism: Hippoglossus stenolepis (Pacific halibut)
Lineage: Eukaryota; Metazoa; Chordata; Actinopteri; Pleuronectiformes; Pleuronectidae
Gene: tbc1d31
Product: TBC1 domain family, member 31
Exons: 23
Coding region: 324-3548 (1074 amino acids)
Cellular component (GO): centrosome
Molecular function (GO): protein binding
Source: RefSeq, a predicted model, not a curated record
UCAUCAACAUAAAAACUGCAACUGCAGUUUGAAGAAAAUUGUCAGCACAAUGUCCCCUAAAGUUUUGGGUUACUGUAGAACUCUGAAUAAUAUUAUAUGAUGUAACCGAGCUUUUAUCGAUAACCUCUGCGUCUUCUCUGGUCGUUAUUUAUCGCCAAUACUGCUCUUUCAAAUUUAGCGCUAUUUGCCCCGCCUGAACAGAGAUUCGCCGGCUAGCCUGUUAGCCCACCGUGUUUCUGUUGGCUGUCGCGGAAACACAAAGUAAAGUGCCAAUUGUUCUGCUUUCCAAAAGUUUGCACUUGGUUUCUAUAAAGCGUUGUAAAAUGGAGGUGACGGACAUAGGAAACAAAGAAGAGGGGAACGUGUGGCAUCGGAAACCAACAGCAGGAAAGAGUGUUUUAGUGACAGUUGCUCGCACAACUCAGCGGGGCAAGACUGUGCGUUUCCUCCAUGUGACCUUUGACAUCAAAGGAGAUUCCUUUCUGGCUGGAGAUCACCACGGAAACAUCUAUGUCUUUGACAUCAGCAGAAACAGAUUUCGUCUGGUGCAGAAGACCGGACAGGCCUGCACUGCUCUGGCUUUCAGCCUCCGCAGGACCACAGAGCUACUUGUGGCGCUGGCUGACUACACUAUCAAGUGCUUUGACAAGGACACAAAGCAGCUGGUCAGUUGGAUGCGAGGUCAUGAGGGAGCAGUUUCAUCAAUCUCUGUCCACAGCUCAGGCCGAUAUGCCAUCACCACGUCCUCAGACACGGCACAGCUCUGGGACCUGGACACCUUCCAGAGGAAGAGGAAGCUGAACAUCAGACAGUCUUUUUGCAUACAGAAGGUGUUUUUUCUGCCUGACAGUAACACCAUACUCAGCUGUUUCAGUGAUGACUCCAUCUUUGCUUGGGAGAGUGACACACUGUUGUGCAAAUACCAGCUCCCUGUUCCUGACUGUGGCCCCCAAAUCUCCUACAAGGCUUUUGCUGUCACACGUGAUGGAAAGAGACUUGUAGCAGGUGGGCGCUCCAACCUGCUGCACCUGUGGUGUCUGGACAGCAAACAGCUGGUCAGGGUGAUACAGAUGCCCACGCAGGUCCGAACAGUCAGACAGCUGGAAUUUCUACCAGACAGCUUUGACAGAGGAGCCAGCCAGACAAUAGGUGUAUUGAGCCAGGAUGGUGUAAUGCGUUUCAUCAACAUUCAAACCUGCAAGCUGCUUUUCCACAUGGGUUCCCAUGACAAUGCCAUUACCACAGUGGCAGUCAGCCCCAACGGAAGACAUGUUGCGGCCAUCAUGGAUAAUGGCAGCAUCAAUAUCUACAAUGUCCAGAGUCUCACACAGGAAUUAAACAAGCCUCCUCCCUCCAGGGUGGCAGUAGUUUCAGAUGGUGAUGCUCACCAGGAAUUGUCAAAGGUCACAGUCAGGUCAGAGGUUGUUCAAAGACCAGUCAUGAGCUCAGGUAGGACACGGGUGAAGAUACUUAGACCUCCUGCUGUGCCUACUGAUGAUAAAGAGAAUGAACUACCAGCUGGUCUGAAUAAGAGGAGACUGGUGGCUCUGCUUAAGGCCUUUGGAGAAUAUCCUGCUAAAUAUAGGAUGUUUGUGUGGCGGUCUUUGCUGUGUCUCCCAGAGAACCAUGCAGCAUACAGCAGUCUGACUGAUAAAGGCCUGCAUUCAGCCUACCUCACCCUGCACGAUAAAUACCCCAUCAAAAGUCACAAGUUACAGAGAGGACUUCAGAGGGUUUUGUCUGCCUUAGCUCACUGGGCAGCCAUCUUUGGAGAGGUGGAGUACCUUCCCCUGGUGGCAUUCCCCUUUGUGAAGCUCUUCCAGAACAACCCAAUGCUCUGCUUCGAGGUGGUGGCAACUCUCAUUGUGAACUGGUGCCAGCACUGGUUCGAGUACUUCCCUAACCCUCCUCUGAACAUCCUGAACAUGGCGGAGAACGUACUGGCUCAUCAUGACAAGGAGCUGCUACAACACCUGGUGGACUGUGGCAUUACUUCCCAGCUUUAUGUGUGGCCCCUGAUGGAGACCCUGUUCUCAGAGGUUUUGACUCGAGAGGAGUGGCUCAGACUCUUUGACAACGUUUUCUCCAACCAUCCGUCAUUCCUGAUCAUGGCCUGUGUGGCCUACAUCACCUGCUGCCGUGAGCCACUGCUUCUCUGCUCCCAGAAACAGGAUUUUUCGUAUUUUUUUCACCAUCGAAACAAUCUGGAUGUGGGAGCCAUGAUAAGGGAGGCCUACCGGCUGCUGAGUAGCACGCCUGCAGACAUCCAUCCCAGGACUCUGCUGUCUGAUUUCGCACCACUGACCAAAGGCCAGUACCCCGUGUUCAACCACUACCCAGAAUUCAUAGUGGAAUAUCAGAGCCAGGAGAGGGAGAAGAUACGAUUGCAGGAGAUGGAGUAUCUCGGUGAAAGGCAGGAGGUGUCAGCGCUUCGGGCAGAUUUCGUUCGUCGUCAAGCUGAAGAGGAGGCAUAUUACACUCAACAGGAGCUGCUACAAAAGGCGGAGGAACAGCGCAGAAACAACCUGGCACAAGAAGAGGAAAAACUAACACAGCAGAAGGCAAAGUUGGCAGCCAUGAAGAGAGAGCUGAAGGUGAAGGAGUUACAGCUGCUGGACACAUCUAGAAGACGCUUCCUCAAACACCAGCAGGACCUGAGAGCCUCACAGAUACAAAGACUAGACCAGGAGAUCAGAAGAAAGAUGGAUCUCCGAGAGCAAGAAUCAGCUGCAGCAGUCCAGGAUCUGGAGAUAAGGCAGAUGGAGCUAGAGGCUCAGAGGAAAAGACUUGAACAGCACCUGCUGAAGGAGCAGGGGCGCAUGGGACGGGAAGUGGAAGAGGAGGUGGAGAUAAGAAUGAGGAAGGCAGACAGAGAGGAGGAGAGCCUUGCAGAGCUGCUGCAUUGCCCUGAGACAAACAUGCAGAUCCUGGAGGAAUCCCUGGCAGAGGCAUGCCAGCUGGGCCUGGAGUCAGACUGGCAGAGAGACAUAGCGGACCGGCUGCAGCAGGUCAACGCUGAGAAGGAGAGGAAGAGGGAGAGUUUGGCAGAGCUUCACAGGCAAACCCUGGCAGAGGAGGAGAGACUGGCUGACACCAUGAGAGAUGUGGCAGGAAGGAAGUGGGAUGAAGUGAUGAGUGCAAGAGCCCAGUUACAGGAGCAGCGACAGGCCUGGUCUUCAGCAGACGCAGAGGACCAGAGACAUACGAGGACGAGGUCACCAGGUUUUAUCAGAGGACUUCCACUUAGACCCAGCACCACCGCUGCUGUUCAUGUUGAAAUCAACGGAGCUGGUCAGGCCCUCAAACUCAACACUGCCACCACUGCAAGACAGGCAGGAACUGACAUGGUGUGUCUGAACAGCAACUCACCUUCAGAGAGCACUUCUACCAACUUCUCCUUAGACAGAGGCCGGGCCCAGUUGGACAGCAGUGAGAGAGAACUGCUAAAGGAAAUCAGAGACCUGAGACAGAAGCUAGCGGCCAGAGUCAGAGAGGGCAGCUCUGCCGCUUCACAGUCUGUCCACACACUGUCCUCUGUCUCCCAGUGACUACAAAAUGCUCUGCGUCUUUAUUGUGCCUGAAAAACAUAUUCUCAUUUCAAGCGAGCUGGCAAUACAGAAACAGUGAAUCGAGCUCUGACUUUAUUAUCACACCACCUUCUAUUUAAUGUUAUAUUACAUACAUUCAGGGUUUUCAUUUAAACAUUGAUUUACAUGGAUAUUGACACACAGUUUUGUCUAUUACAUUUUAGUUUAUAUGUGCUGGUGCUCCAUUUUGGAUUUGAAUAAAAUGUUUUCAUAUCA